This is a messenger RNA of Apis laboriosa (Himalayan honeybee), 743 nucleotides long. RefSeq names its product U6 snRNA-associated Sm-like protein LSm2. The transcript has 4 exons. Gene Ontology annotation, cellular component: precatalytic spliceosome; Lsm1-7-Pat1 complex; P-body. Gene Ontology annotation, biological process: mRNA splicing, via spliceosome. The record is from RefSeq and is a predicted model, not a curated record. Gene Ontology annotation, molecular function: RNA binding. Bases 304 to 591 code for a protein of 95 amino acids. NCBI's taxonomy places the organism in Eukaryota, Metazoa, Arthropoda, Insecta, Hymenoptera, Apidae.
UUUAAAAAAUUAUUUUUAAAUAAAUAAAAAUUAAAAUAAACUUAAAUAAAAAGUUUAUAAUUCAAUAAUAUUGACGAGAUAUUAAAGUCAAUGUUUAACGAUAUAAAUCUGAACAUAUAACGUGUGUAGUGACAUUUUCAAACAAAUUGUCAUAAUAGCGAUUUUGUGCCGGUAAUUGGAAUUAAUAUAAUUUUUAGUUUAAAUAAUUAUUAAACUAUAUAAUAUAUAUUAUAUAAUUAUUUUCAUUAUGUUUAUAAAAUAAAAAAAUAAGAAGUCUGAAUAAAAUUUUUAAGUUUGUUAAGUAUGUUAUUUUAUUCGUUCUUCAAAUCCUUGAUCGGAAAGGACGUAGUUGUAGAAUUAAAAAACGAUUUAAGUAUUUGUGGCACUUUGCAUUCAGUAGAUCAAUAUCUGAAUAUAAAAUUAACUGAUAUAAGUGUAACUGAUCCAGAUAAAUAUCCUCACAUGUUAUCUGUAAAAAAUUGUUUUAUUCGAGGAUCAGUAGUACGUUAUGUACAAUUACCAGGAGAUGAAGUGGAUACUCAGCUAUUACAGGAUGCUGCACGCAAGGAAGCAGCAGUUCAAGCAAGAUAAUUUAUAUUAUUAUUAGAUAAAAAUAUCUCUGAUUUAUUUUUUACUAUUGAAAUCAAGAAUUAUAUACAAUGAACAUACAAACUAUGAAUUUGUACAUCUAUAAAUAUAUAAAUUGAGUUUAAUAUUAAAAUAUUAAUUUCUAAUUAUAAAAA